Molecule: messenger RNA, 3200 nt
Organism: Peromyscus leucopus (white-footed mouse)
Lineage: Eukaryota; Metazoa; Chordata; Mammalia; Rodentia; Cricetidae
Gene: Vipas39
Product: VPS33B interacting protein, apical-basolateral polarity regulator, spe-39 homolog
Exons: 20
Coding region: 809-2284 (491 amino acids)
Biological process (GO): vacuolar transport; intracellular protein transport
Cellular component (GO): cytoplasm
Source: RefSeq, a predicted model, not a curated record
GUCAGUAAGGUGUUGAGUGCCUAAAAGGGUGUAAAGUUAAGUGUUUAUGUUCUGCUAGGCAUUUUGUUAGGUUUUUCUGAAUACUAUUUAUUUUUCACUAUAAGCGAGUCAGGCAAGAUAGCAUCUCUCCAAGGCUUAGAAAUCAUUUACCUUUUGACUCUGAGACCCUGGAGCCACACUUAGUUAUUAGGUUAAACCACAGUUUUCACUCUUAUCCAGGUUAGUUCGGAAAAACUUGUUUUUGCAGAACAAUACCUAGAGCAGUUAGAACAGUUAUGAGAAGAAUUUGGAAUCUCUUGGCUAAUCUUAUAUAUUUUCUUUCCUUGGUCAUGAAAUUGACCCCAUAAUUGGCCAAGUGAUUAAUAAAAUAAUCGUGAGUUGAUGAUACAGGCAAGAUAAUUCUGAUUCUUUUAGUUGUUUUCCCUUCGUUUAUGGUCGUUACUUAAAGAGCAUACGGGGAGAAAGGGACAUUUGUUGGCUGUGGUCAACUGUAGUGUUCCCAGAGCUUAGAAGAGUGUCUCAGGUUAGUACAUGAAGUCACUUUUUCUGUUUGGGGUGAGCUUUGGCUGAUCUUUGUAUGUUCGGCAAACUUAUGACGAGUCUUAGAGCAUUUGCCUCUCUUACAACAUCCCACUGGUUUGGGUACCCUCGCUCUAACGUGAUCCUUCAGGAGGAAGACUCUGUCUUGCACUUUUUAUAGUUCUUACAACACCUGAGAGUAUUUGAACACAAUAGCGGUUCUAGGAAUGAAUGUUUGUGUCUAACUGGAGUUUCUAACGAGAUCUGAUGAGCCUAACUUCUAUGGCAGAUGAACCGGACAAAGGGUGAUGAGGAGGAAUAUUGGAACAGCUCCAAGUUCAAAGCUUUCACUUUUGAUGAUGAAGAUGAUGAGCUCUCACAGUUAAAAGAAUCCAAACGGGCAGUGAAUAGCCUUCGAGACUUCGUGGAUGACGACGAUGACGAUGACCUGGAGCGAGUCAGCUGGACUGGAGAACCUGUGGGAAGUAUCUCAUGGUCCAUCAAAGAGACUGCUGGGAACAGCGGGUCAACCCCUGAAGGACGGGAACAGCUAAAGGGCCGGAACAGCUUCUACACACAACUCCCCAAACCUACUUCUACCUACUCCCUGAGCAGCUUCUUUAAAGGCAGAACGAGACUUGGGAGUUUCCAGUCCCUUUCUGAUGCUCUGUCAGACACACCUGCCAAAAGUUAUGCUCCAGAGCUGGGGAGGCCUAAAGGGGAGUACAGGGAUUACAGCAACGACUGGAGCCCCAGUGACACAGUGCGACGCCUCCGCCGGGGCAAGGUCUGCUCACUAGAACGAUUCCGCUCCCUACAGGACAAGCUGCAGCUCCUAGAGGAAGCUGUCAGCAUGCAUGAUGGAAACGUCAUCACUGCAGUUCUGAUCUUCCUGAAGAGGACCCUAAGCAAAGAGAUCCUCUUCCGAGAGCUGGAGGUACGCCAGGUCGCCCUGAGACAUCUCAUUCAUUUCCUUAAAGAAAUAGGGGACCAAAAGCUGCUUUUGGAUCUCUUCAGGUUCCUAGAUAGAACAGAAGAGCUGGCGCUAACCCAUUAUCGAGAGCAUUUAAACAUUCAGGACCCUGAAAAACGAAAAGAAUUUCUUAAGACUUGCAUUGGUUUGCCAUUUUCAGCAGAAGACUCUGCGCACAUACAGGACCACUACACGCUCCUGGAACGCCAGAUCAUCAUUGAGGUGAACGAUCGACAUCUAGAGUCUGCGGGGCAGACUGAGAUCUUCCGGAAGCACCCCCGUAAGGCUUCCAUUCUCAACAUGCCACUGGUGACGACGCUCUUCUACGCCUGCUUCUAUCACUACACGGAGUCCGAGGGGACCUUCAGCAGUCCCAUCAACCUGAAGAAGACAUUCAAGAUCCCAGAUAAACAGUAUGUGCUAACAGCCUUGGCUGCUCGUGCCAAGCUUCGAGCCUGGAAUGAUGUUGAUGCCCUCUUCACCACAAAGAACUGGUUGGGUUACACCAAGAAGAGAGCACCCAUUGGCUUCCAUCGAGUCGUGGAAAUUUUGCACAAGAACAGUGCCCCCGUCCAGAUACUGCAGGACUAUGUCAAUCUGGUGGAAGAUGUGGACACAAAGCUGAACUUAGCCACUAAGCUCAAGUGCCAUGAUGUUGUUAUUGAUACCUGCCGCGACCUGAGGGACCGCCAGCAGUUGCUUGCCUACAGGAGCAAAGUGGAUAAAGGAUCUGUUGAGGAAGAGAAGAUUGAUGCUGUCCUCAGCAGUUCGCAAAUUCGGUGGAAGAACUGAGGGUCGCUGGCUGUCCGGAAACCUGCCUCACUUCCUACUUCUCUGCCUGUGAAGAUAGAGCGCUCUCUCCUUGGGGGAGUCCCAGCAUUCACUUGCAGGCAGGGCCUGCCGCUUUGGGGACAGAGACCAGCAUCUGAGCCCAUGAACUUGAGGCUGGUCUGUCCCAGGGAUGUUAUCUAAAGGCCAGUACCUAAGGCUUUGACUCACAGCAAAGACGCUCUGCACCCGGUGCUGUGGAGAGGCGGGAGCCAGCCCAUCCUGGCUAAGAUGUCUUGGUCAGAGAAGUGACUGCCCCAGAAGGACAUCUGAACCAAGAGCUACAGUGUCACAGGGCGGUCAAGACACUCCCUCUCAGCCAUUCUGACCCAGGACCUGUGUGAGACAUCGGCAUUUCUGCUCUAAAGGAAGUCAGAACUAAAUGGACUCUUCAGGAGCCUCAGGAAGGAAUACGAGUAUUGCUCAGGACCUGCUGGAAACCAGACUCAAAUUCUCAAGCACAGGGCCACCCAUCUUAUGACAGACGCUUCCUAGACGUGGUAUCUUCAGCCAGUGUCCAUCCGCUGUCCUUUUGUUCAUAACUUAGGGUCCCGCUCUCCCCUCACACUGUCCGGGUGGUGUGUCAUCUGCUUCCCCUGUCCCCUCCUUCGGUCUUGGAUGCAGUCUUACAUGGGAUUCGGAUCCACCGGUGCUGGAGCACUCGUCUUUUAUGCAGACGUCACUUCACCAGAAGCAGCCACAAGUCUCACCUGAGCUAAUGUGGCAGAACUUCACCCGGCUAUCUCAACAGAGGUUUUGUUCCCCACUUGGCCUGCUGGAGACCUCAGCAGUGUUAGGUUCUGCCCUGUGCCUCCCUGAACUGGAUUUCCCUGACAUGCCUGCACUCCUAAUAAAACUGUUGCAGUCUUGGUGCCCUCUC